ACUCGGAGGGCAGGAAAUCAGCAGAGAAGGUGGCGAGAGAAAGAGAGAGAAGGACAGGGUAUGCGUCUGAGAUCUCCUGGAGCCUUUUUGCACUCUAGGCACACGAUGAUUCACUGCCCAAUGUGAUGAGGAAGAAGCCAUUUCCCUCCCUUUCAAUUUGUGGGAACCGGAGAGAGACUAGUUUUCACCUUACCAACAGGUAAGUGACGGAGGGCAAAUAUGGCCAGGUGAGGCGUGGACAAGGACCAGGUGGCCCCAUAUAGUUCUCAACUCUAGGCAAGAAUUGUACACACAGACACAGGAAUUCUCUCCCAAGGAAGACCUUCCAAGUCCAUUAUAUUUGUUCUUUUAUGUGGACAUUAAAACAUUUUAUUUGGUUGUGGUGGGGAGGCUUCUGAGUUAAAAGCGUCAUAAGAUUAUCUCCCAUUGUUUAUUUCUUUAAUGUAACAAUUUUAUUACAAUUUCAACAUCUGCACUGAUCUUUCUUUCUUUCUUUCUUUCUUUUGGGGCCCUGUAGGUUGAAAAGCAGGCAAUGCAUUUAAAAUAAAAAAUUGAAAAAGACGAGCUUAAAAUGAGAGGCACAAACCAUUAAGAAGGCAAACACAAACCUUUUCUCCCUUUAAAAAUGUAGACAUCAAUAUACAUAUCUUUGUGUGUGUGAUAUGUUUAUAGCCUUACUAAGCGAAUCUCAAAUAUCACAUAAAGUAUAUACUAUUUACACAGAAAUGCAAUGUGUGCAACGUAAAUUAUGUAUAUAUCCACACAGAACACAAUCAAGAUACAUGACAAUUAAGUGAAUAAGAGAGAAAAACAGAGAUGAAAGAAAAUGUUUUUGUAAGUUGCCUUAAGUUUCAUUUUUUUAAAGAUAUAGUAAACCAAAAUAAUAAUAGAAUUAAUAGUUGAGGUGGAUAAAAGUGCUUCAGUACAAAUAUUGCAUUGUAUUAAUUAAUGUGCAUACUAUAUAGUAAUGUCUAUUGUACAGCAUGAAACAGCAGUAUUUAACAUUUACAUAGCACUUGAACCAGCUAGAAUUCUAUGUGCUCUUCUCUGGGAGUAAGUCCCAUUGAAAUAAUAGGAGCAUGAAGAGAUAUGCACUGUAAGAGUGUUCAAAGCACCUUGAAUACCCAGUCUUGUUGCAGACCUUACACCCACCCUGUAAAGUAAGUUCUGGAAAGGGCUGUUACUACGGGAGCACAUGUUCCAAAAAUGUUCAAUCUGAAUUACUCCCUGGCAAAUGUGUUGCAGACUGCGACGCCCAUGAAUGCGUGUGUGCAGCUGAGGCAACACUGGAACUGGUAGUUCUCUUCGUCAUUGGUAAUCCCCAUAGUUCCUGCAGUGCCCCACACCAGCUUUCAGCGAUUGCAUUGCUUAUUUAAUUUAUACCCCAACUUUUCUCCAGGGAACUCAAGGUGGCAUACAUGGUCCCCCCUCUCUCCAUUUAUCCUCACAGCAACCCUGCGCGGUAGGUUAGGCUGAGAAGCAGUGAUGGGGUCAAAGGUCAUGCCUCAUGGGAGGAUUUGAACCCUGAUCUCCUACCUCCUUGUCCAACAUUCUAACCACUAUAGCACACUGGGACAACAACAACAACAACAACAACAACAAUUAAUACCCUGCUACAACACACUGCAUUUUUAUAAAGUUUUUCUCAACCAUUGCACCAUUUUUAGAUUUUUGCCCCUGACCUGAGUCCUUGUUUAUAAGGAAAGGGGUGCCAUAUCCCCUAAAGACACCACAGCCUCUGCUGGCCUUCAUUCCAAUGAAACCAAACCCUGGAUAAGUUCAGAAACCUCUGGAGUUUCUCACCACUUGGGAUUUGGGGGUAGCUACAUGUAGGGGCUCAUUUUGCAACUUCAUACAACACACAAGCAAUAUGAUUUACUGUAUAACAUUUCAGUCUUUUCCCUCCAGAAUAGUUAUAAUAUUUUCCCAAUAACGAGUGAUUAUUAUAUUUAUUCAGGGUGAACUUCACCCUCUUCCUCCCUUAAAUCUUGAUACAUAAGGUAAAGUGGCAGUUCUUUAAUUUGCCCGGCGCCACAAAGACAUCAACUUUAAACAAUUUUUUUGAUCCUGGGCUUUUCAAUCCUUUUGAUCAGAUGAACUGAAAUAAUUAACGCUGUAAACACCCAGUGUAAAAAAACACAAAACUAGGCUAUGUCUGAUAGAUAUCCUUCUAAAUCAUUGGUAGUUUUAAUAAAUGUAUUGUAAUCCUGUUACUAUCUUCUCCUGCAGAUCAAGGAUCUAAUCUAAUCCUUAAUCAGGAUCCUUAAUAUAAUCCUAGAGGGUCCAUCUACUUGAGCAAUCUUCGUUGUUAUAGUAGCCUGUGUCUUAAACAUAAAUCGAGUUGUAUUUUUUACCUUCACCUUAGCUAUAGUAGCAGUCGUUAAGUAAUCAAACUUAGCUAUAGCUAUAGUAGUAGUCGUUUAGUAAUCAAACAAUGAGCAAUAUUUUGACAGAAGUUAUUCUGCUAAAGCCUGGAUUUGCUCGCUAGUGCAUAAAUUUGGCUAUUAUUCUAUUCCAUUACCAAAAUCUAAAAACUAUACUGAAAAGUGAACCUUUACUUCUAUCAAUAAUUGGCCCAAUCCUUGUGAAUAAGCCUUGUUAGACUUCAGGGAGGAACAUGCAAUGAUAGGCGUUUUUUGUUAUGUUUUUGUACUUUCAAACCAUCCCACUCCCUUAGCUGUCAACACUUGAAUCAUGGGUAUAACCAGACUUCCUCCCACAUACUUAGCAAAGAAAAAAGAAAAAGAAAUUGUGCAUCAUAUUGGAAAGAUUUUCUAGUUCUGGGUUUUCAUUACCUCCCACAGUUUUAUGCAUAUUUUCUUGUAUGAGGUUUAGGGAAGUUUCAAACACUAGACAUUUAAUUCCUCAUUCACCUAGGUUUUGUGGGGCAUCCACAUGAUAUCAGCAUUCAACAAUUUGCCCUCCCGUGUUUUCCCUAUAGUUCUUCCAUCAUUUCUCAAGAUUGCAGAAAGUCCAAAUUUGAAUAGAAGCGGUUACAUCAUAUGCAGUAUAGCAGGGUCCGCACCAGAAUGGUUCAUCUGCUGCAUGUUUUUAUGUUGAUAUUUCUUGAAGAAUGUGAAAUACAUUUUAAAAAAAAUCAGGAUGAUCCUUAAUAAAUAGCUGACAUCGUAUAACCUCUACACAGGCAAAGCAGGGUGAAUGCUCAAUAAACAGGAAAUCUGAAGGUCUUCUUAUGGCUAUCAUUCAUAGCUGAGUAAGAUUGUCUUCCAUGAACAUGGUCUUAACAGUGAGUCUGUAAGUGACUGUGGAGGCCAAUUCUGGAUCCACACAUCCUUCCAUAGUGGGGACAUAGGUUUCUGGGUGGAAGUUGAUCACGGUGAGGGUUUGUCAAAUGUGCCUUCCUCUUAGCUCGUUCGAGCGUCUUCAAAGUCAAUGACACCUUUGGUAAAGGCUGUUCUCCAAUUGAGCGCUCGCAGGCCAGUGUUUCCCACUUGUCGGUAUUUAUACUACAUUUUUUUUUUUAGAUUUGCCUUGAGAGAGUCUUUAAACCUCUUUUGUUGACCACCAGUAUUACGCUUUCCAUUUUUAACUUCGGAAUAGAGUAGUUGCUUUGGAAGACAAUAAUCAGGCAUCCACACAACAUGGCCAGUCCAACGAAGUUGAUGUUGAAGACCAUUGCUUCGACACUGGUGAUCUUUGCUUCUGCCAGUACACUGGCAUUAGUUUGCCUGUCUUCCCAAGUGAUGUGCAGAAUUUUUUGGAGACGCUAUUGAUGGAAUCUUUUGAGGAGUUGAAGAUGGUGUUUAUAAGUGGUCCAUGUUUCACAAGCAUUCAGUAAGGUUGGUAGUACAAUAACUUUGUAAACAAGCAUUUUGGUUUCUCUGCGAAUGUCCCUGUUUUCAAACACUCUGCACUUCAAUCGGGAGAAAGCUGCACUCGCAGAGCUUAGGCGAUGCUGGAUUUUGGCAUCAAUGUCGGCUCUUGUGGAAAGAUAACUGCCCAGGUAGGAGAAGUGAUCAACACUUUCCAACAUUACACCAUUGAGUUGGAUUUGUGGCGCUGCAGAGGUUGUUAUGUACUGUUGGUGCAGCACCUUGGUUUUUUGGAUGUUAAGCGACAGGCCAAGCUUUUUGUAAGUUUCUGCAAAGAUAUUUAGGAUGGUUUGGAGGUCAUCCUCUGAGUGUGCACAUUCUACAUUGUCAUCAGGAUACUGAAGCUCUAUGAAGGAAGUUACCGUGACCUUAUUCUUUGCUUUCAGUCUACUCAAAUUAAAGAGCUUUCCAUCUGUUCGAUAUAUGAUUUCUACUCUGGUGUGGAGUUUCCCUUCAACAAAGUGUAGGAUCAUGGCAAUGAAAAUAAUGAAUAGAGUUGGGGCCAUAACACAACCCUGUUUAACACCUGAUUCCACUGUGAAUGGUUCACUUUGAGAGCCAUUGUUAUCAUGGAGGAGUUGAAUGAUGUUCACAAAUUUAUCUGAGCAGCCAGUUUUCAGAAGGACAGUCCACAGGGCAUUACAAAUUACAUUGCCGAAGGCCUUAGGUCAAUAAAUGCCAUAUACAGGGGUUAAUUUUGUUCUUUGCAUUUUUCUUGAAGUUGUCGAGCAGUGAAAAUCAUGUCCACUGUCCCCUAGAAGGUCUAAAACCAUUUUGGGAUUUUGCCUCUUAGCUCUCCCAUCUUCUUUAAGGGGCCUGGUUGUGGCAGGUGUGUGCUGACAUAUUGAACCUAUUGCCACACAGGGCACCUUCACUAUGACCUGGAGUUUUCAGAGGUGCAGCUUUUCGCAAGCCAUGCAAAUCAUAGAAGGCAGCAAUGUGGUUUUAAUAGUUUUUGCUUCAUAUGAGCACUAUAACACCUUUGAGUGUAAUUUGUAGGAGUGUGUGAUCACUGUUCAUAUAGAACAGAACAGAAACCGUUGUAAGCUGAGGCUCCGCGGUGGCAGAUGGUUGUGGGACAAGCAGGUGUCUGGAUUUUUACCUCUUUAAAUAUGGCAACCCUCUCGUAAAUGACUCCACCCUUUAUUUCACUCUGCCUUUUAUGCCUCUGUGUGUCUACUGGGUUGGGAUUGGGCAGGGCAGGGGGUGGGACAGGAUGGGACAGGACGACCAGGUUGAGAGCCACACAAAACUUGAGAACUAUGGUAAAUUAAUUGCCAUUCUCCUGUUUUCAUGCAUGUUUCCCUCCACUCAUGCACUGCUUACACCAGUCAGGCAUGAAUCCAUUGAUCCAAAUCUGGGGUUCCUUUUGACCCCCACCCCCCAAUUAUUCAGAGCUGCUAGCCAGUGAUCAACCUUACCUGCUCUAUGAAACCAAAUUAUGUGGAUGGAGUAAAUUUCCAGGGGGGUUGGGGAUCCAUCCACAUACUACAUGAGGUGACUGAACAUAAUGAGACAUGUUAAAGGUUAUGUUUAUGCAUUUACUGAUUUCCACCCACUGGGCAAUCCUGCAUCAAAUGAAACAGCCCCAUGUCUGUGUUAUGGCAAAACCAGCAUUCAUCCAUGUGUCAAUUCUAAGUUCAUAGAAUCUCGCCCAGGUGUAAUAUUCACAUGUCUAAAUGCUGUAUAAUGCAAACAGGGUUAGAGGUCAGCCGCAGGUUUAAAACAGAAAUUGUGUCGAUGGAAUCUUGGUUUUAAUGUAUGUCAUAUGCUCAAAUCCACACCGUCCUAACCUUCCGGGUGUUUUUGGACUUCAACCCUACAAGAUCUGGAAGGUCUCAGAUUUGCUGGUUUUUGUUUAUACAGUGGUACCUCAGGUUACAUACGCUUCAGGUUACAUACGCUUCAGGUUGCAGACUCUGCUAACCCAUAAAUAUUAUCUCGGGUUAAGAACUUUGCUUCAGGAUGAGAACAAAAAUCGUGCUACGGCGGCACGGCGGCAGCAGGAGGCCCCAUUAGCUAAAGUGGUGCUUCAGGUUAAGAACAGUUUCAGGUUAAGUACGGACCUCCGGAACGAAUUAAGUACUUAACCCGAGGUACCACUGUAUAAUUAAAUAAUAAAAUCAUAGAUUCAUAUUAUGCUUUGUAAUAUUUUUACAUGAGCCAAAUAUAUAGACACAACCGGCGUGCCAACUUGAAUGAAAUAUGGGGGGGGGGGUAAGCCCCGCCCUGCAUAAUCAAUCACAUUAUAUGGUGCACACACACCAUUUGAAUGACAAUGCCCAUUAACUUUGGGGGCCCCCAGCCCUGUUAAAUAUUUUAUUAGGGGGCGAAGACUCCUCAGACCCUAGGAGUUGCCUCCUAUGGAGACAACAGGAAUAACAGAUGGUGGAAUGUGGGGUGGAUUUGCAGUAAUAGCGUAAUACUUAUGGACUAUAUGGAAUUGGCGGAAAUGACUGGUAGAAUCCGUGACCAGGGAGAAGAGUCGAUGGAGGAAGACUGGAAGAAAUUCAAAGACUAUCUUCAGAAACACUGCAAAAUUAAGGAAUGUUAGAGUGAUGUUGGACUGAAAACAAGUGGUUUCCAGCUGUACAGGUUAAAGUUAAGGAUAGAUUAAGAUUAAAGAUCAAGAUUAAAGAUGUUUAAAGAAAUGGAAAUUUGAUAAUAAAAGGGAAAAAUUUAAAGUUGUAUGACAUUAAGAUCAAGGAUUAGGUUUAAAAAAGUUGAAGUUAUAUAUCUUAACGAGUUAUUAAAUUAAAGAUUGGGAUUAAAAAAGUGGAAAAGAAACUGCUGGACAAACAAUGUAGAUUGGAAUACAAAAGAGGGAGGUAUGAGGAAGUCCAGAAAAUAAGUAAUUUAAAAUUGGAAAUGGAAAACAGAGUUUGUUUUUAAUUGUUAUGUUUUGUGAAUUUAUUGUUAAGUUUUGUAUUGUUUUUUGUGUGUGUUGUUUUUCUUUUUUUUGUUUGUUUAAAAUUUUAAUAAAAAAUUAUUUAAAAAAAAAGGAAAGCAAACAACAACAACAACAACAACAACAACAUGAGGACACCCCAUUCCUGUUCUAAGAAAACUCUUUCUCUCUCCCUCUCCCCACAGUGUCUCCAUUUAAUUCUUUUGACUUGAUGAAUGUUGUCCUUAGCAGAACGGGGACGUGAACCUGAAUUUAGAGCCUGUCUCUUGUUUUCCCCAUGCAGAGAUUAUGGGUUGCUGCUGCAGUGACUACGAUGAUGACUGGGAUGAGAACAUAGAAAUUUGUGAGACAUGCCAUUACCCUAUUGACCUUGCCACCAAGUCCCAGGUGAGAAACCUUGCAAAAGUUGUCACACAAUAACUAGAUUAAUUGCAUCACUCCUUUUCUUAAAAGCCCACACUAGCUCCUUAUCAGGUUUUGCAUAAACUUCAAGACCUAGCUGCUCACUUUCCCCACUCUGAUAUAAGCCCAAUUGCACCUUUCUACUGUUUAAUCCAUUUCCUGCCCCAACCUGUCCAUUAAACUGCAAUGCCUAAUUUUAGAUGCUGGUAUUCAAGCUGUAUGUCAACCUGCCCCAGCAGAGCAACUUUUAAUUCUAGCUAACUCUGCAUAAAGUGUUUGCCCCACUUUGCUUCCACAUUAAUUUUCUCAUUAAUGUGACAAAGCCCAAGAAAAAUAAGGGGGAAGUCAUAAAACUGUAGGGCUGGUGGGAAACCCGAGGAUCACUGCUAUGGAAGGAUCCUUGAUUUGAAGUUUGUUUCUUCCACAGAGGCUGAUUUCCAAUGGGUCUGAAAUGUGCAAUCCUCUGAUAUCUUGCGAAACUGUUCCUCCUCCCAGCUCACCUCUUCAAGGUUAAAAUCUUGCCUUUCUUCCAACUUCUAACUAUAGCACAAAGACUGUCUGGAUUUAUUGGGGAUGCAAAAACAGUCUUGGAGUGGGUUGGUCAAAUAGGCAACUCAAGAGCAGAGACCAGCUAGGCCAGGGGCCAUUGCCAGUGUCAUGGUAGCUAGCAGAGAGAGGCCCAGACCACUGUGCUCCCUGUCUUGAAAGACCUGCAUUUCAGUGUUAUCUGAAACAUAUCAAAGGAGCCUGAGAUGAACUUUUCUGAUCGCUCUACAGGCACCACUAAAAACAUCCCUCCCACCCUCUACAAUGGUGAAUGCGUGGGUUGUUUCUGUGAUUGAUCCAGUCUUUGCUUGUUUAAUAAAUUUCUGUUCUGGUUUUCUAUGCUGGCACAUUCAAAACACCUAGUGAAGAAUACAAACCAUUACAACAAUCAAAAUCAUAGCCAAGCAUUGUGAGAAUGUUCUGGGGUGCAGGAGAGGAUAUAUUGUGAGAUUAUAUCAUAAUCCAACUUGUGCUAACAAGUUCCCAAAAUAUCAGCAGAGUUUAUGACAUUCCCCUUUAAGUUCGCAACGGUAACGUCUGCACAGGUUCGCUAGAACUUCUAUAAUAAUUACUCUGGUAAUUUCCCCUUUUGUUCCCUCUUAAAAUACAAGACACGACACAGUCUUUAUAAAAGUAUAAAAGAGUUUACUCACGUUCUGUUCACAAUAUAAUCCCAGAAGGCAGACAGCUUUAAAAAGGUUACAUACAUUCAGAAUCUAUCUUGUAGCAAGAUAGUCCUAUCCUCCUCUUUUGGCUGAGAGCCAAGAGGGCAUGUUGCUCCUUCAGAAGAUGAAGAUGAGAGAGGCAAGAGAGGCAAGAGAAUGGCUGCCUGCCCUGUGCUUUUAUCAUUUACCUGCACAGGUGAGGCCACACCCACCUCUGGUCACAUGCGGAGGAAGUCUGUCCCCAGGAAGUUUACCUGCUUGCUGGACAGACAUCCCUCCCCAUGUUCUAACAUGUACACUCUAGGAAUGUUGCCAUUGACUGCUCCUGUGUUUACAUCCCACAAGCAUAAAACAACUAGCAAGACUAAGGUCAGAAUAAGGCAGACUAAAAACAUUUUAAAAACAUCUAUACACCAUGGAGAUGAACCUUGAGGGUCCUUCGCAAAGCAAGAAGGGACCAGCAGGUCUUCUUGGGAAGGGCAUUCCACAGUUUUGGUGCCAACACCAAAAAGGCCCCGUGAUUCAAUCUUGAGACAUGAGCAGGAUCACAUUAUGACAUGAUAGCCCCUGAGAAAAUAUUAAAGUCCUUCAUGGAGUACAACCUUCUCCAGCCUAGUGCCCUCCAGAUGUUUUGGGUUACAAAUCCCAUUAGCACAGUCAGUACAUGCUGGCUGCAGCUGAUGAAGGUGGUGUUCCAAAACACCUGGAGGGCACCACGUUAAGGAAGGGGGGGUAGUGGAUGUUAUGUGAGCUGAAUUCAAAAUAACAUCUCUUCUAGUCCUGAAACCUGGUUUGUCUUAUAGUGACAUGCUGAUUUUCUUUAUAGAUAAACUGGUGGUUGCAUUAUAUGAUUAUGAGUCGCUGCAUGAUGGAGAUCUGGUGCUCCGGAAAGGUGAACAGCUCCGGGUACUGGAAGAGUAAGUCUUCUUCCACGUUAGAGUGUUACCUUUAGGUCUGGCACACCAACAAAAUAAUCAUCUGUCACACCCAAGCAGCAGCAGCAGCUGCAUUGUGGGUUUGCAUCCCAUGAUACAUGGCCUUCUACCAUGCCAUUCAGAAAAAAAUGUUGACCUCUUUUGACCAAGACACUAUGGUUGAUACAUGUCAAUAUGGUUGAACGCGCUCAUACUUAGAAUGGUAGAUGCCAUAAGUUGGACGUUCACUGAAACAGUGGGGGGAAUUCCAUAUUUUUCGAUGGUUGAAACCCUUAUCAUUGUGUCUGCUGGCAUUUGGAGUUAAAUGCUCAAUAGAAGCUGAACUGAAUAAAGAAAUGAAAACAGAUUUUCUUUUCCCCUGGAAGCAAAUAACAUAGAAAUCAGCAUUAAACUUGUGUCUAUAUUCCACUAUAUAUUUGGAGGUGGCUUUCAUGUCUUGUGAAAGCAGAAAUGUAAUGCAGAAACUAAUAGCUAUGGAAAGAUUGGGGGAAAUGGAAUUAACUGCCGUGUGAAUGCAGCCCAAGUGUGUUUGCUGGAUUAGAAUCAAAGGCAAAGGAACUCAUUCAAGGUGACACAAGACUAUCAGGUUUUGGUCUGUUCUUUCCCUUUGCCUGAUGGAUGUGGGAUCAAGAUCAAGCAAAGGUAGGAGAAUGACUGGUAUUCAAUUCUUCCCCUUUAGGACUGGGGAAUGGUGGAAAGCGCAGUCUCUCACCACUGGGCGAGUGGGUUACAUUCCAAGAAACUUUGUUGCCAGGAUGAACACCCUGGAGCAAGAGCCGUGAGUAAAAACAUCACCACUUUUCUCCACAUGCAGUGCCCCUCCAAAAACCCAAUUAAAUAGAAAGUAAUCAACUGUAUGAUAUUUUACAGUGCCAUCCUAGGCAUGGUUGUCCCAAAGAGUUUAAUGGUGCUUAAGUGUGUAGCCAAAAAGUGCAAUCUUGGAUAGACAUGUCUACUCAGGACCGUUCCUCUGAAAGUAAGCUACAAUCUUAUACCCAUUAACUUCUCUGAGUACAUCUCACUGAACUCAAUGGGACUCAUUGCUUAGUGUGGCGCUGUUAGUUAAUCUGUUUGUUAAGGAGAAGGGCAUGCAGAAGGCCUCAUAUUCACAAAUGAUUGGUGUGACUAUGGCCUUUGGGUUCUCAAGAUAGAGUGGGUGCUGGAAGGGGUGUUAUUCCUUGGAAAUUUUGUUUAAACACACACACACACACACACACACACACACACACCUGAAAAGUUGAACAUUUUAUUGAUUAAUGUUUUCUUUUGCUUUAAAUUAAAAUGGCUGUUGCUUACCUGAAGCAUACUGAAAGGCUCAAACUCUGUAAACCUCUCUGUGCUACUUCUUUCUUGCAGCUGGUUUUUCAAAGCUCUCAGCAGGAAGGAUGCAGAACGGCAGCUCCUGACCGCAGGCAACACGCACGGUGCUUUCCUCAUUCGGGAGAGUGAAUCCACCAAAGGUAAUCAACAGCCGCCACCACUGUGCCCAAAUGCCCAAAUUAGGGGGCGGUGGGGGGAAGAGGGCCCUGGGCAGGCAUGUGUGUCACACGCACCCACCCACCCCACACAUGUAUCCACAUAGGGUCAUUCUCUAUCUCCAGGAAUUGUAACAGAGGCUGGAGAAAGAUUUAAAAAAUUUAAGAGUCUGUGUGCACACUUUGCAUCCAGUGUGCUCCUGCUUCUGGUUUGGGAAGUGGUGUAUACACAUGACUUGUAGCUACAAUCCACAUCUAUAUUGUCGUUUCUUAUGAAAUACAGUGGUACCUCGGGUUACAGACGCUUCAGGUUACAGACUCUGCUAACCCAGAAAUAGUACCUCGGGUUAAGAACUUUGCUUCAGGAUGAGAACAGAAAUCAUGCGGUGGCGGCAGCAGUGGGAGGCCCCAUUAGCUAAAGUGGUACCUCAGGUUAAGAACAGUUUCAGGUUAAGAAUGGACCUCCAGAACAAAUUAAGUUCUUAACCUGAGGUACCACUGUACUGUGCUUUGGCAUAUUUCCCCCCAAGCUAGCUUUGCUCUUAAUAGAGAAAAAGAAGGUCCUAGCUGCGCUCUAAGAUGGGAAUGUGUACGCAGCCUGAGUUGAGAGAAUUUCCCUAACCUUCCUUUUGUACACACAAACACCCCUUUCAUCCCACCAUUGGGUGAUAGUUUACCAAGCCAUGCUCAGGCUAGAGCCACUGAGAUAACAGGAUGCUGGCUUAGAUGGGCUAUUGGCCUGAUCCAGCAGGCUCUUCUUUAGUUCUUAAGUUCUAAACCAGAGUGUUCAGCAGGUAUUGAUUCUUGCUACUUCUUGAAUAUUAUCUCAUUGGUAUGGUGCCUGGCUGGACCACUUUGAGGGUGCUGUUCCAUUCUGUUGGAAGAACCAGAAGAGAUUCUUAACAUUUGAGGAAAAUUUGGGGUUCCUGUUGAAAAUAAAAUAUCUGAAUGAUUUUGCGGUGUACAUAAAAUAAUUUUUUUAAGAUCAGCAUCAUUUUCUUGGAGUGUGGGUCCACAGAGGGGGAAAGAGGAAGGGCCAGGGGGACAAAAAGCUGAGGGGAAAAUAUCUGUGAAAUUUUGAUGGAGGGGGAGGGAAUCAGCAAGGCAAGUGCUGGGGGGUUUUUGUGUGGGGGGAGUGGGGAGGAGCCCACAUGUCUCUGGGUAUAAGAGGACAAAAGAAAUCCAGGAUCCAACCUCUUCACUCUGUUUCCUUGUGUGUCUCCUCAGGUUCCUUUUCCCUCUCCAUCCGUGACUUUGACAAGAACCAGGGAGAAGUCGUGAAGCACUAUAAGAUCCGCAAUAUGGACAACGGUGGCUUCUACAUCUCCCCUCGCAUCACCUUUGAGAGCCUGCACCAGCUGGUGGAGCAUUAUAUGAGUAAGACUAGAGAGGCCACCUGACCCUGAAAGCCUCUUUCUGCCUGUCCUGGCUGCUGGGAGGAAGGACACUGCUCCUUCUCCUGGAGGGGGCUCUUGUCCAUGAAAGCUGGUGCCACCAAUACAUCUGUUGCUCAAAGCUAGCUUUCACCCAUUUGGUGCCCUGGCCUGGGCUGCCCAUGAAGCUUGGUGAGGCAGUCACCUUAGGUGGCAGGUUGGGGACAGCUGGGAGGGGUAGCAGAUCUGGCCCCACAAGGAGCGUGACACUUGCCACCUCCUGUGCUUGUUGCCCACUGCUGCCACAGGCUAUCGAGGGCGAGUCACAAUAGCUAUGCUCUGCCUCUGGUCAGAGGCAGCAAAUGCUUCUGAAUACCAGCUGCUGGAAACUGCAGGAGGGGAGAGAGCUCUUGUGCUCAAAUCCUGCUUGCAGGUUUUGCACAAGCAGCUGGUUGGCCACUGUGAAACCAUUGGACUAGAGGGCCAUUGGCCUGAUCCAGCAGGCUCUUCUUGUGUUCUAAUGUUCUCUAAGCCGAAUGGUGUAAACACAUCUUCUGCUGCCCCCGCUCCUGUCCUUCAGCUUCUGUCUUUCUUUUGUUUCUUCACAGGCAACACAGAUGGGCUUUGCACCCGCCUCGGCAAGCCCUGCCAGACGCAGAAGCCACAGAAACCCUGGUGGCAGGAUGAGUGGGAGGUGCCUCGGGAGAGCCUCAAGCUGGUGGAGAAACUGGGAGCCGGGCAGUUUGGAGAAGUUUGGAUGGGUGAGUAGUAGGGGUGGCAGCAGGGAAAGACGGGUGGAGGCAGGGGUCAUCGUCAUCCUGCUUGCCCAUAGAUUUCAGCCAAGGAACCUCAGCUUUGAUUUUGGAAAACCCAGCAAGUUUCUAGCCCUCAUGGCGAUAAGAUUUAAAGCAUGUCCAGCAACAUUUCAGUGAUUAAAAAACGAGGACAGUCUUGGGGUCCUUUAACACCCCAGUUCUUCCACCAGACAUCCAUUGGUCCCUUCACUCAUCAAGGGUGCCCUUGUGGAGGUACAUGCAUUGCCAGGUGCGAUCCCAAAUCCUGGCUCCAGUCCUCCUGAGCUGAGAUCCUCACUCUGUCCCUCGGCAGGUUACUAUAACGGCCACACCAAAGUCGCCAUCAAGAGUCUGAAGCAAGGCAGCAUGUCGCCUGAGGCCUUCCUGGCUGAAGCUAACCUGAUGAAGAAACUGCGGCAUCCCCGGCUGGUGAGGCUUUAUGCUGUGGUGACCCAGAAGCCCAUGUACAUCAUCACUGAGUACAUGGAAAAAGGUGAGGCGCUAGACAGCAUUACCUGCUCCUUCACUCUGGCAGAGCUUCAUUUUGAGCCGGGGGUUCUCCAGAGACUCCAGCCAUGGAAGGGCCGUAGCUCAGUGGAAGGGCCUUUGUUGUGCAUGCAGAAGGUCCCACGUUCCAUCCUGAACUUCUCCUGGCAACGUUGGGAGAGAGUCCCGACAACUUGCUAGUGUCCAAUGCAGCAGCAGGACAGCAGACAGAGCCUUCUCACCUGCUCAAGAUGGUACCAUUGACUCCCACUGCCCAGAAUUUCCCAGAAAUCAAAUCACUAACGUGACACUCCCCCCUUCUGCAGUUUCUAAAUUUGUCCAGUCCUCUUGUAAAGCUGAAUUUCUGGCCCCCACUGCCUCCGGUGGGAGGGACAUAGUUUAAGUAUGCAGUGAGUGAAGAAGUUUUUUCUAGUCUUAUAGGGCCCAACCUAAGGCCCUCCAGAUGUUCUGGACUGCCUGUGUACUGAUGGCGUUGCAGUCCAAAGCAUCUAUAGGUCUUCAGGUUGGGGAAGGCUUGUGCUUCAGGGUUCUUUUCCUGUUGGGAGAGAUGACUGGAGACAGCACUCAAAGGAGAGCAUUGAUACCUGCGUAUUUGCACAAACAUUAAGCAUGAGGGAACAGGCAAGCAUCCAAACCGAAAGUGCUUAUCUUUAAAGCAGUUUCUCUGAAGGCAAAUAGCCAACUAAGGCUCCUUCUUCCAGGCAGCAAGAAUACAGGAAUGUUCACUUGAUUGUUGUCUUUAGAAUGGCUCAGAAUAUGGCUCCAACGUAUUAUAAACAGCAGAUAUGUCACCUUAAGUGGAUUCUGGCCCAUUAGGCACGAGAGAACUUGAAGCUGGCAGCAAGAGGAAACACAGGGGCCUCUCCAACUUUGAUAGGCAAGCAAAGCUCAAGUCUUUGUUUGGCUGACCACACGGCAACCACACGUCUAACACAGUAGCAUCUAGCCACCAAAGCUGAUCGAAGAUGCAUCUUUUAGGCGUUUGUGCACACUGAGAAAAUAUCAGUUGGCCACCGCUGUCUAUUAGCAUGCAAUCAACCUUUGCUGUCCAUUAGCAUGCAAUCAAUUGACCUUCACUGCCCAUUUGUGUGCUACAGAAAGAUGACCCUCAAUGUAUGACACCACACACAGUACCUCUGAAUGUUAUAACCACUCUUCGUUCAGAUUUGGGCUGUGCCUGGGAUAGAAUGAAAAGCAAGAAAAAUAUGGAAAGGGAGUAAAAUUAGCCGUGGGGUUUUUUUUAUCCCCUGCCCAUGACAGAGGGUGCUGACUCCCAUGUCCCCACUCCUCCUCCUGUUCUCCCUCUCUUGUAUCAUCAGAUUUGUUUUAGACACUUCCUCUGCGGUGCCCUUUGCUCUAGAUUAAUGGAGGUCAGAACCCCAGCUCGCUUGCUGGAUUUGGCAUAAGGCAGUGGAGAAAGAGAAGGAAAUUAAAGGUUAUUGUGCGACACAGCUACAGCUACAAUGGGAGCAGCCUGCCAAGGCACAAAAAUAGCCAGAGGAUUUGGGAGGGGUUUCCUGCUUCUCAAAGCUUUUACCACCCAUUUUGGCUCUCAUAUGUCCCUUCAGCAGGCUGCACCAGAGAUGGUGUCUGCUUAGAGCUGACAUUUAUCCUUCUACUUCUCCAUCCAUUAUCCAUCAUCAUCAAAAAUUGUCAAGCAUCACCAACAAAGAGAAAUAACAGAGUCUUGCUAUCUAAAAAGCCAUGAUGACACUUUAGGGGGAAAAGGGGAGAAGAGCAAAAAGGAAAGAGAAUAAAUGGUGGGAUGCCAAAAAUGCAUAGCUGUCAGCAAAGGUCAAGGGAAGGGUCUCUUUCUCCCUCCAGCUCAUGCAAAGAGGCCGCCUGGCCAGCUUCUAGGAAGCUUGUGGGCCUUUUCAAGAUGACCUGUUCGUUGAGCAUCUAUCCUGAUUCAUUUGCAGAAACUUUGCAGGGAGGUUAGAUAACACCAGUUGUUUAUUGAGCGUUCAUUCUGAUUUGUUUGUGGGGAGGCAAUUCAAAGAAAUUGCUCUCACACUUACCAGUGCAUUUCCCGCUCCCCCCCAAGUCCAGGGUUCUUUGCAGGUGGGUUUCUUGUACAGCAUCCACUUUAAUUAGACAACCUGAAUUUUCCUGUUAGCAACUGAACCCCCACCCCCCUUAGUGAUGGUCUACAAGCAGCACACAUUCCCUGGGGUGAACAACAUAUUCAAGUUCACAACCACAGCUGAGUGGUAGCAGCUCGGAACUCUAAAAUAGGUCAGCAGAACUGUGCAGAGAUAUACAUACUUCACAUAUUUUAAUAGGCUUUUUCCCUUCCCCAUACAGGAAACUUGGUGGAUUUCCUCAAAGCUGUUGAAGGCAUCAAGCUGACCAUUUAUAAACUGCUGGAUAUGUCAGCACAGGUGAGGAUAAGAGCGGGCAAGGAAUAAAACCUGGGAGGAUGGUGGAAGAGGACCAGUUGGUGGGAAUAUAUGAUAUGGAGAGAUGGGCUGGGUGUUUGGAUUGCAUUUCCUAAAAACUUAAUUUCAGCACCAGAAUAAAUGUGAUGAAGGAUUUCUGCUGGGAAACAGAACCUAGAAUAAUGACCACAUUACAAAUGAAACAUGGGGUGUCUAAUCUUUCCAUCAGAUAAUGGACUUAGCUUACCUAAGACAUAGGUAAUAAGGUUUUAUUUAACUUGUGCUCAGUGCAAACUGCCAUUUUUCUUGGUUCAUAUCUGCUGCUGAGGGGACGAGGCCCAGCACCCUCACAGAACUACAAUUCCCAGAGUUCUGUGCAGGAAGUCAGAAUAUCCAAAGCAGUUGAAAGCCAGUGUCAGACCUGGAGCAGGAUUCACAUGCUUGCUCAGCCAUGAAACCCCUUGGGUGAUCCUGACAGUCACUAUCAUUACUGCUCAACCUGUCCUACCUCACAGGAUUGUUGUGAGGAUAAAUAUUUGUAUGUGCGAAAGGCUCAUGUGCCAGCUUAUGUUCCUUGGUGCAGAGCUAAGAUAUUAAUGAAACAAACAUUAGAAAACCAAGGACACACAGCCGGGAAGAAAUUUGCCCUUGUUGAAAUUCUGCCCGCUGGGCAGCUGUGAAAAGCACACAACAUCUGCCAGAAGAAAAGGGGAAAGAUGCAUCAACGGAGUGAGUGGAAAACUGCAGGGAAAGUUGUUAUUGGUUACAUUCACCUGUCUGGUGCAGUGGUUAGAGUGGUGAGGCUAGACCUGAGUUCAAAUCCUGCCUCAGUCAUGAAGUUUCUUGGAGACUGUCAGCCAUGCACUAUCCUCAAAUGGCUAUCAUUCCAACCUUCCUAACAGGGGAAGGAAUCUUAUACUGGGUUGCUGGGAGGAAGGGAGCAGUGGGAUGAAAUUGCAAUAAAGAAAUAUGUAACAACCCCAUCCUCUUCUCUCAUAAAGAUAGCGGAAGGAAUGGCCUUCCUUGAAAAGAAGAAUUAUAUCCAUCGUGACCUGCGAGCUGCCAACAUCUUGGUGUCAGAUAUGCUCUGCUGCAAGAUUGCUGAUUUUGGCCUGGCCCGGCUUAUAGAGGAUGAGUACACAGCUCAAGAGGGUGGGUCUUCUUCCUCAGCCUGGUCUUGUCAGCUGCUGCUUGCCUCUUUGUGACAGGAAAGGGUCCUUGCAGGGUCCAGCCAGCUGGUACCACCCCCCAAGGUGUAAAUGUACCUGUCCUGGCUUAUCUGUGGCCCAACACAGAGGCGGGGGUGGGGUGAGGAUGUAGAUUGGGAUAUACUGGUAGAUGACUAAUGGAUGAUCAGCAAAUAGAUCAAGCGAGGUUUCCAAUUCCCACUCCCCACAUUAACGACAAUAAAUGGCUUUUCUCUUCCCCUCUGCCUAAACCCUCCUUCCUGAAACCCUGGAGAGCAGCCGUCAGUCAGUGUAGACACUACUGCGCUAGAUGAACCAGUGAUCUGACUCAGUGUAAGGCAAUUUCCUAUGGCAAUUGGUUCCAACCCUGAGUCAAAGGUUUUUUUCUUUUUGGUAACAUAGUUUUUUAUCCUUGUCAUCUUUAAUCAUUGAGAUAUAUCUUUGUUUACAGUAGAGCAUAUCAACAUGCAACAAUUACAUAAAAAGAAAGCAACAACAAACACUCAGAUAAAUGUUUCUGAAUAGUUUAACAAAGUUGUAUAUACCAAAAUUACUGCAGUUAUUACAGUUACGUCAUUAUGUAUAGUAAGCUGUAUCACUUAGAUUGGCGAGCAUAAGUAAAAUUUUUCUUGCAUCAAGUGUCAAUAACAAUCACAUCAGAAUUUUACCUCUGGCUGUGCCUCCCCAGUCACUAUGGUUGGUGGAGAUUGAGGAUCUAGUAAAAAACAACAGCAUAGAUCCUUCAAGCUUGAAGGCUGUCCACAAUUGGCCUAAAAUGGGGUUGCUGUGGGUGGGAGGAGGACAGUUUUGCAAAGCUUCUUGAGUGGGGAAAAUUAUUCCUUGCCAGAGGUGACAUGAGGCUGAGUGGCCAUUUUACAAGCCUGCAUAAUGUGGAAUUACUUGAUUUCACAGGUGAAAAUAUCCUCACAUGUGCAGUUCCCUCUGUUACAUGCCCACACCAUCAUAGUCACUUUUUCUCUGCCAGAACUUUCUACCAACCCGGGGGCUAGUGCCUUUUAUGGACUUAUAUGUGCAGAUAGGCUUGCGGAAAAGAUGAUGUGCUUGCAUUUCAUGGCACACACACCUGCAUAAGUACUGGAAGCUGGAUCCCUAGAAUGUGGGUCAUGAUGCUCCCCCCCCCUGCAAAGUCUUAUGGGACUCAGUGGUUCAGCUGCUCUCCUGCCCCUUUCCCACUGCAGGUGGGUGAAGACAUAUAAUAAGCACUAGUCCCCGUUCCCCAUCUCACAGCUUGGCAACUGACAGCCACAGCUGCUUAGCCUAGGCCUUUGCUUCAAGCAAUAACUCACCUCUUGAGGAAACCAGAGCCUGCUGGGGUGGGGGGGCUGCUUUGUGCGUGAGAGAGAGGGAAGAAGUGUGAGCAAGUGCUUUGCACACAGAGGCUGCGCUGGGGGGCCUGCGGUUUUGAGCUGAAGCAACCUGUAGCUGGAGCUCUCUGAAGAGAUUUUUCACCCAGCAGUGCAGUGAGGAGAGAGCAAGUCCCCUUCUCAGAUAACAAGGCCUGCUUCUUCUUCAACCUGGUUCCCUCUGUUACAUGGAGAGCAGGAGGACCCAGUCUUUAGAAGGAAGCCAUUUCUCCUCCUCCUCCAUCUUUUUUUGGGGGGAAAUCCAGUCUAGUCCUUCUCCCCUCCUCAUUUCUCUUGACUACCAAGGUAUAGUCAAGCUAUUUUAAAAGAAAUAUAUUACACAGUGGCUUCAGAAUUGGUGUGUGAGAGAGUGUGUGCGCAUGCUCACAAACAAAAUAUUAGGCACCAGCAAAAAUGAUUCUUUUCCACCCGUCCUUUGGCCUUCAGUUAUAUGUGGCCUCCUUCAGUGUUAGUUCUGCCUUUUUAUAAAUAUGAAUGUACUUUUAGCUUUGAAUUGUUUUAGUUCCAUGUUGGUUUUAAUGUAUGUGGGAUUCUUUUUUUGUAAGUUGCUUCAAGUUAUUUUUUAAUAAUAAUAUAGAACCUUUUGCCAACCUGAUACUCUCUAAUGUUUUGGACUACAACUCCCAUCAGCCCAAGUCAGAGAAGCAUUUUGGCUGGGGCAGAUGGCGGUUGGAGUCCAAAACAUCUACCAGGCACCAGCUUUUUGAAGGCUGGUAGGACACUCCCUCUAGCGCCAGAGGCAGCAUCCCUCUGACUGAGUACCAGUUGGUAGAGAUCAUGGGUGAGAAGAGGGCUGCUGUCCCACUCACAUCCCGCUUAUGGGCUUCCCAUUUGAUUGGCCGCUGUGAGGACAGGAUGCUGGGCAAGAUGAGCCUUUGUCUGGAUCCAGCAGAGCUCUUCUUAUCUUCUAAUGAAGGUCUAAAUGAGAUCCAGUUCCUGUCACCUCUCCUCCUGCUUAUAGUCAGUAGCGUUUAUAUUUCCAGCCUAGGUUGCCUGAACAAGCAGCCAGAAAUAUUUACCAGUGGUACAAAUGUGAAUUUUGCAUCUAUCCCUGCAAAUCUGCAUUGGGAAAGGUUGUAAGGAUGGGAAAAACAAGUCUUUGCUCGGGACCAGGUUGUAGGUCGGCAGGGCAGUCAUUGGUGUCAGGUGGAGGUAGAGCUCCUUCUUGUGGUCAGCGCGUUAACAGCCACCAGUUACAGCACCAGGAAAAGUAUCUGAAUUCUGCACCAAGGAUCAUAUAACCCUGCAUUCUUUGUGUAUUUCAGGAGCAAAAUUUCCCAUUAAGUGGACAGCCCCAGAGGCUAUCAAUUAUGGGACAUUCACCAUCAAAUCAGACGUUUGGUCAUUCGGGAUCUUGCUGACCGAGAUCAUCACCUAUGGGCGGAUUCCUUAUCCAGGUCAGAAUUUCUCAGCAGCAAAAUGCAACCAUUUCCCCUCCUGCACAAAGUACUCUGUAUCCAGAGGGAGAACCAGAGUCCUUUAUGAAAACAAAACCACAAAACCCUUCUCCUGCCUUGCACUGUGAAUUCAAAAAUUCAGCCAGAAAGCCACACUAAAGUCUCCACUGGUGGAAAAUCGGGAGGAGGAAAAUCAUUCUAUACAGAUAGUCUUAAUAGCUGGAAAUAAAAUGGAUAGAUGAUCUGCAGCACUGAAAAAAACAUUUCCAUAAACUCUUACCUGUGGAAAGCAAAUGUGGUGUAGUCAUUUGAGAACUGGACUAGGAGCUAGGAGACCAGGGUUCAAAUCCCCACUCAGCCAUGGAGCCCACUGUGUGCUCUUGAGCCAGUCACUGUCUCUCAGCCUUACUUACCUCACAGGGUUAUUGUGAGUACGAAAUGGAUAGGGGUAGAAGUGUGUAAUCCACCUUGAGCACUUUGGAGAAAAGAUGGGGUAUAAAUGUAAUAAUGAAAUAAAUAAAUAGAACAAGCAGAAAAAUAGCAUCAGCUGCUGGCUGGAACUGAUGGAAGUUUUCGUCCCAAACAUCUGGAGGGCACCAGGUUGGGCAAGGCUUGUACAUGACUUUUGAAAUCUGACCAGAAGAGCAAAGUGAGCAGAUGCAUUGUAGAUGGCUAUUAAUGGCUAUUAACCACAGUGGCAAUGCUCUGAUUCCAUUGUCACCUGCUUCUGGCAGAGACGCUUUGCCCUGGGCCCUCAACCUGUGUUUGUUUGCUGAACAACUUGGCCAUUAUCAGGUAGGUAGGACACAGAAGCUGAGCCCAGCUAUUAAGAGUGUGCCUCUCCAAGCACUGAUUACAUUCUAACACUUACUAAAUCUAGAAUUUAUGGGUGCCUGACACCUACAAACUCUGGCACCCAAAACUCAUAACGGUAUUUUAGAAUUCUCCUUGGAUCAAACAUUUUGUUCACUUAAGCUGCAUAUGCACUGCGCCUUUGAAGCACAUUCCCUCCCUCAAAGAAUUAUGGGACUGUAGUUUGUUAAGGGUGGCUGAGAACUGUGACAGGUAAACUACAGUGCCCAGAAUUAUUUGAGGGAAAGAAUGUGCUUCAAAUGUGCUUUGAAGGUACCACCUUAGUUUCUUUAAUGCAAAAUGAAGUGAUGGGGCAGGUGCCUGCCUAGACAAAGUCUUCUUUGGGGCGACCGGAAAUCUUUUCCAUUGAGCAUAUACUAGCCUCAACCUAAUGAGUUUGCUAUGAGCUUCCUGAGUCACCAGGAUGGUUAAAAUAUUGCACACAAAGCUUCUAUGAUUCCCUGUCCCACCUUUUAUUCCUUGAUCCUUUCUUCGGGUGGUAGUGGUGGUGUUAACAUCAAGUCUGAGGAACUCUGAAACUCAAAAGCCAAUUUGCUGCUUUGCGGUGUUUUUUAGUUGGUCCUAAUACAGGUGUGUGGGACGCAGGUGGCGCUGUGGGUUAAACCACAGAGCCUAGGACUUGCCGAUCAGAAGGUCGGCGGUUCGAAUCCCCACGACGGGGUGAGCUCCCGUUGCUCGGUCCCUGCUCCUGCCAACCUAGAGUUCGAAAGCACGUCAAAGUGCAAGUAGAUAAAUAGGUACCACUCCGGCGGGAAGGUAAACGGUGUUUCCAUGCACUGCUCUGGUUCGCCAGAAGUGGCUUAGUCAUGCUGGUCACAUGACCUGGAAGCUGUACACCGGCUCCCUCGGUCAAUAAAGCGAGAUGAGCGCCGCAACCCCAGAGUCGGCCACAACUGGACCUAAUGGUCAGGGGUCCCUUUACCUUUAAUACAGGUGUGGGGGAUCUUGCUUCUUGGACUCCAGAAUUGGCCUGGAUGUCCUUGGGACUACCCUGUCUCCUAGUCUACCCAUAUAUGCUACGAUCUUUCCCAGGCUCCUUCUAACAUAACACUUUGCGUUGUGGCUGUAGGGAUGAGCAACCCAGAGGUCAUACAGAAUUUGGAGCGAGGCUACCGGAUGCCAGCACCUGAAAACUGUCCGGAAGAGCUGUACAAACUGAUGCUUCAGUGCUGGAAGGAGAACCCUGAGCAGCGGCCCACAUUUGAGUUCCUGAAAGGUGUCCUGGAGGACUUUUUCACUGCCACUGAAGGACAAUAUGAGCAGCAGGUGUGACAAUGGACCUCAGAGCAUCCCGAAUAAUACAAUGCAAAAUCUCCCUUCAUGUUGCUCCCCUCCUCCCCCACCGAGACAUUUUGUAGCAAGAUGCACCUUGAAGACUUGGAGGAACCUGAUGUAUCCCAGACUUCAGAUGAAAUUACACCCUUUGAGUGAGACUUAGAUGUCUUUCCUCAUAAUCCCUGUGGAGGAGAGAUGAGGGUGGGGUGGGGCUGCAGCUAUUUUUUUUUUUUUAAACAUAAUUUUUAUUAACAGGCCAAUCCAAUCACAUUAUUUCCAAAUCAUAUUACUUCCAAAUUAUACAGCCAGAUUUUUAAAUUUUGUUGGGGGUACCCUUACAUCAAGCUCCGAACGAGAAUCAAAACAUCACUUGUGUUACUGCUUUUAUCAAACGAUUCUAUCCAGCUCUGUCCAGAUAGUCUCUUUAUUACUUCUUCAUCUUCUUGUUGUUAUCAUGUAUUCCUUUCUUUGCAAUCUCUGAUAAUCUUCGCGAGCAGGUUAAGAACAAACAACAUCUGCGUGGAUUUUGCACACUCCAGAAGUCAUAUCUCAUAAGGACAGCCGCCAUUACUCCCCUUCUUCAAAAAUUUAUCCUCGGUCCGUCCUAUUAAUUUUACCAAGCUUGCCACAUAUAUCGCAAAGGGGCUCUGCCAGGUUAUCACAUUCAAUCCAUCAUUUGCAUUCCAAUGACCCUGGUCCUCCUCCCCUUGUCUUUCUUCGACAAGCCUGUCUUAGCAAGACGCCAUUAACAACUGCGUCAUAGAAUUUUCCUUCCGCACUCCAUAUUUACCAGUCCUCUCUUCAAUCAAUAAUUCACUCCACACAGCUUUUAAAUUCUUGCUUGCGAUUAGUAAAAGUCGACGAUUCGUCUCUCUUGGAUGGAGGUUUAUAAAUACUCACAUGAGGCAAAGAAAAUAAAAGUUUUUUCCUCCACCCCCCCCUCUUUUUUGCUCCGCACAUACCAGUCUCGUAAUGGUGGUUCAUCGCUUGAUUUAUUUGUCUCCUUCCGUCGCUCCAAACACAGAGAUGCAUUAAUCAGCAGCCUUAUCUCUCGAACUUUGCUUGAUGUAAGUGCUUCAGCUUCAUUCCAAUUAUAUAUUUCCAAUUAUAAUUCCGAGCUGAAGCUAACCAGCAGGCGCUGAUUGGAAUCGGCGUCAGGAAGAGCUGACUUCAUCGAGGGCUCGUGCCAAGUGACCGGCACCCCCGACUCUCGGAUCCGGGGGUGCAUUGUGGACAUCGCUGGCAAGGCAGCCCCCCCCAUCUCCUUGGGGGGGUAGGAAGACUGCAUACUUCCCAUAGCAGCCUCUUAAUUACCUCGUAUGGGUCAGAGAGAUGUUAUUGUCGGCCAUCUUCCAAUGCGCCACUUGGUGGCCCCCGGGGCUGCAGCUAUUAUAGGGAAACAGUUAUUGCUUAUAUUAUUUCAGAUUUUCAAGGACGGGAUGGGGGGAACCUUCUAGGCUAAUCCAUGAAGAGCUGACUUUAAAAAGCCCUUGCAUUCACUCUUUUAAUAAAUGCUGAAAAACAACAACAACAAAAACCAGAGUUCAGUCCUGCAUGGAAAAAAAUAAGUUGUGAUUCAAUAAUCCUAGAUGCUGUGAUUUAUUACGAUAUACAGUGGUACCUUGGGUUAAGUUCUUAAUUUGUUCUGGAGGUCCGUUCUUAACCUGAAACUGUUCUUAACCUGAAGCACCACUUUAGCUAAUGGGGCCUCCCGCUGCUGCCGCUCCGCCGGAGCACGAUUUCUGUUCUCAUCCUGAAGCAAAGUUCUUAACCCGAGGUACUAUUUCUGGGUUAGUGGAGUCUGUAACCUGAAGCGUAUGUAACCUGAAGUGUAUGUAACCCGAGGUACCACUGUAUUCUCCAGGGCAAAGACCUCUACGUUUUUAAUUUUGUAUUUGUUUUGCUUAUGUUAUUCUGCAAAGUGCCACACAUAAUAAUGGUGCUGUAUAAUUAAUUAGCAAACAAAGUAAAAAAAAUACAGAUAAUUGUGAAGGCAUGCUGUCCAUGCUCAGAGGCACUUGCUUCUCUGUGACUGCCAUGCAGCAUAUUCCAGAACUGAGCACUGGCUAUGAUAACAUGAUCUGGGAUUGAUCCUGGGUGAGCUUAGUUCAGUCUAAGGACUCUUGCUCUGGAAUGAAUACAUAGCAAAGAUGCUCUGUUAACUGUGCAAAUAAACAGCAGAUUUUAUUCUGAAUUUUUGGCUCUUGCAGAAAACAAAAAUGGUAAAGUGCUCUCUCUCUCUGUGUUUAGAUUUGUGCUGAACUCAAUUAAAG
Messenger RNA from Podarcis lilfordi (Lilford's wall lizard), 24206 nucleotides. The record is from the annotation of a GenBank genome assembly. NCBI's taxonomy places the organism in Eukaryota, Metazoa, Chordata, Lepidosauria, Squamata, Lacertidae.